Messenger RNA from Camellia sinensis, 795 nucleotides. The record is from RefSeq and is a predicted model, not a curated record. NCBI's taxonomy places the organism in Eukaryota, Viridiplantae, Streptophyta, Magnoliopsida, Ericales, Theaceae.
AUAAUAAUUCUAUGAAUGAGAGACAACCCACAAACCAUCCAAACCUUAUUGACAUUUGUUUACUUGUAAACAAUGCAAAUGCAAGUUUUUCAUUUAGUUGUCUUAGUGAUAUUGGCAAUGAGUGGUUUCAAAGUACAAGGCCAAGGAUUGAAAACAGGUUUUUAUUCUUCUUCAUGCCCCAAAGCAGAGGCCAUAGUCAAAUCCACUGUUGAAGCUCACUUCAACAAAGACCCAACCAUUGCUGCUGGCUUGCUCAGGCUUCAUUUCCAUGACUGUUUUGUUCAGGGUUGUGAUGGAUCAGUCUUGAUUGUCGGAGCUUCAGCUGAGAGGAAUGCCUUGCCAAACCUUGGUGUACGAGGUUUUGAAGUCAUUGAUGAUGCAAAAACACAGCUAGAGGCCUUGUGCCCGGGGGUAGUCUCAUGCGCCGACAUACUAGCAUUGGCUGCCCGUGAUGCGGUUGACUUGAGUGAUGGUCCAAGUUGGCCAGUGCCAACAGGAAGAAGAGAUGGGAGGGUCUCAUCAUCAUCUGAAGUCUCAAGUUUUUUGCCUUCUCCUUUAGAAUCCAUGGCAGCCCAAAGGCAGAAGUUCGCGGUUAAAGGCCUAGAUGACCAUGACCUUGUUACAUUAGUGGGUAUGCUCCAUUUCUCUUCUAAUGAGGCCUAUUUGAUCCCAAAAAUUACGUUCAAAAUGAAUCUGAACCACUUCAAUUUUUCUGUGUACUUUUCUAUAUAUUUUUCCUGUGCAUGUAGCAUUCAUGCUAUUUGAUCACUUACCAUAAUAUUAAUGAGAAAGUAU